This is a messenger RNA of Hydra vulgaris (swiftwater hydra), 399 nucleotides long. Its product is annotated as E3 ubiquitin-protein ligase RNF166-like. Lineage: Eukaryota; Metazoa; Cnidaria; Hydrozoa; Anthoathecata; Hydridae. The record is from RefSeq and is a predicted model, not a curated record. Gene Ontology annotation, molecular function: metal ion binding.
AUGCAUAAACCAAUUAUUAUAAAAAACUGUCUUCAUUCAUUCUGCGCAUCAUGUCUAUUACCAAUUAUCAUUGGCAAACAAAUAGCAGAAACAAAAUGCCCUAAAUGUUCCUUUUCAAUUCCAAGCGAUGGUUUAAUUUCAUCAACGAAUGUCAUUGAAAUGAUAGAAAAUUUACAAGAAGUAUGCAAGCAAGGUUGUGCUAGAUUGUUUAAAAUCACACAACUGUCAGAACGAAAGAAGCAUCAAAAAACUUGUCAGAAAACUCAAAUAUCAAGUUCAACAACAUUAUCAUUACCAACAUCAUCACCAUCAACUUCACAAAUAAACCUUUCAGAUAUAUUUGCAUUGGAUUCAACAAGUAUUAUACCAAGAAACAUUGAAGAUGCUGCUCUGAUGUAA